AUUUUUAUUUUCAAAACAACUUUUUGGUAAUUGCACAGAGGGGAAUUCAAAUCACUUCAGAUAAGUAACAUAUUUCAAUGCUAUAACAUUAUUCAGUAUUGGCUAAUCUGUACAAUUAAGUAUUCAGCUGCCUUACAAUUUAAGUCUAUACAGAAUUAACAAAUGCUUUAUUAACCAUUAAUAAGCCUUAUUAGAGAGUGGUAGCCUACCAAAAAGGGCAGGGAACUCACCAUGAAACUUUAUUAAAUGACUCAUUAACCAUUAAUGAAGCCAGUGGUUACAGCUUAUGACCCUCUAUAAAGGGGGGCUAUUGAGAAAGUUGUUUUGCAGUAAUGCAGUGGGUCUCCGUCAGGAAAGCUUUCAGCAUCAUCAUCAUCAUCAUCAUCGCUGCUGCUGCUAAUGAGCUGUCGGAGUGGGAUGUGAAACAUGUGUCACACGUCAGUGGAUGUCAGCUGCGUCCCGCAGGGCGCCGUCAGUGCGUGGAGGAAACUCCAGGGCUGCAGAUCAAACCGCGGAGCUCUGCGUUCCGCUCCGAGCGGAGAGUCAGAGCAGACAUGCCUGAAUCCCUGAAAGUUUAGUCUUGCUUUUCCGUCAUCUCAAACUUAAAAUAGCCCACACUUGGAGCUGAUCGGUGCGAGGAGCCAGCGCAGCGGUUUGCUCGCCAGUAGAAGUGAGGUCAGAGCGGAGCGAGCGGCGGAGCGAGCGGCGGAGCGGUGCCGCGCUCGGUUUUCACGCGCAAAGGGAAAAGAGUGAUCCGGCAGUACCGGGAAUCCAAGAGGGGAAUGGAAAUUACAAACGGUAUUGGAAUUAUGUUGAAGUGAAAACUCCAACAGCUUGAUCAUCGACUGCAUCUCCUGGACAUAGAAACGCAGAAAGCGAUGGCCUUGAACUCCGUUGUAAAGCUGUGUCCCUGUAACCACAUCUCAGCAAUUAACAGGAGGUUGUGACAGUUUGGGUGUCUUCAGAGUCCCAGGCACAGCAGAGGUGUGAAGAUGGAGUCCUGACCUCAGGUGGUUCUUCCACCUCAUAACCCUCACCCUAUUCACUUCUCACCUCUCAGAUCUGGGGACAGAGGACUUCUCCACCAUGUAGUCUGCUCAGAGUAGACACACCGAACCUUUUUCUUAUAGCAGCGACCCUAGAGACUGCCUAUGAUCCCUGCAAACAAGCUUAGUUAGCGCCAGCAGAUAUGGCACAAAGUCUGCCAGCUAACUUUUCAGGCAACAGGAGCAACAAAGCCAGUUAGAGCUGAGCUUCUAACUCUAAGGAGAACAAAGGACGGAGUGAUUGUUUCCUCUGACCUGCACAAUCAAACACAGCACAGCAAAGACUGCAUCGGAACCACAAUUCUUCCACGUCUGGCUCAUCCACAAUGGAAUUUCCAGCUCACAAAGCAGCACCAAAGCAACCCUUCUCCCUCCAUGGACUGGUCGUCUGUUUCUGUUGGUGUGGGAGUGAGAGACGUGGAGGCUGUGAUUAGCGGGCUGAGCCCGUGAGUGAACCUAUGGCAGAGAGACAGCACAGUGCAGGUUCCUUUGUAUGACUCUACGAUGGACCAUAUCAUCUGCUGCCUGCUGGUACUGGGAGCCACAGUGAUGAUCACCCAUGCAUGCCCCAAAUACUGUGUAUGCCAGAAUCUGUCUGAGUCCCUGGGGACAUUGUGUCCCUCCAAAGGUCUUCUUUUCGUGCCUUUGGACAUUGACCGCAGCACGGUGGAGCUCCGUCUAGGAGGCAACUACAUCCUCCGCAUUACGCAGCAGGACUUUGCCAAUAUGACCGACCUGGUGGACCUGACCCUCUCCAGGAACACCAUCAGCUACAUUCAGCCCUUCUCCUUUGGUGACUUGGAAACACUGCGCUCGCUUCAUCUGGACAACAACCGUUUGAUGGAGCUAGGCUCUGAUGACUUGAGAGGCUUGGUCAACCUGCAGCACCUCAUCGUUAACAACAACCAACUGGGAAGCAUCCAUGACAAGGCCUUUGAGGACCUAGCACCUGCCUUGGAGGAUCUGGAUCUCUCCUACAACAACCUGAUGUCUCUGCCCUGGGACUCAGUCCGCCAGAUGAUUAACCUGCACCAGUUAAGUCUGGACCACAAUCUGUUGGACUUUAUUCCAGAGGGCACCUUCACUGACCUGGAAAGGCUGGCGAGAUUGGACCUGACCUCGAAUCGCUUGCAGAAGCUACCCCCAGACCCCAUGUUUGCCCGUGCCCAGGACAUAAUGAUCCUGACUACACCCUAUGCUCCCCAGCUGUCCCUAAGCCUAGGCGGGAACCCACUGCACUGCAACUGUGAGAUGCUGUGGCUGCGGAGGCUUGAGAGAGAUGAUGACCUGGAGACUUGUGCCUCCCCUCCUACCCUGAAGGGUCGUUACUUUUGGAAUGUGAAGGAGGAGGAGUUUGUGUGUCAGCCACCUCUCAUUACCCAGCACACCCAUAGAAUGCUGGUCUUGGAGGGCCAGACGGCUAGCCUAAGGUGCGAAGCAACUGGAGACCCUUCUCCUACCAUCCACUGGAUCUCCCCUGAUGAUCAGCUGCUUGGCAACUCCUCCCGAACUGCAGUGUACAGCAAUGGAACCCUGAGCAUCACUAUCACCACCUCCAAGGACUACGGCACCUUUACCUGCAUUGCCGCUAACGUGGCUGGGGAGUCCACCGCCUCCGUGGAGGUGUCCAUUGUCCAGCUCCCCCACCUCAGCAAUGGCACCGGGCAGCCAGCACCACCAAAGUCACGCCUCUCUGAUAUCACAGGGACCACCAGGAUCAGCAAGGGGGGUCCCAAAAGCCAACCUGAGAAGACUGUGUCUGUCUCCGAGGUAACAGCUGUUUCAGUGCUGGUCAAGUGGACAGUGAGCAAGUCAGCUCCCAAGGUGAAGAUGUACCAGCUCCAGUACAACUGCUCUGAUGAUGAAGUUCUGAUCUACAGGAUGAUCCCGGCCUCCAGCAAAGCUUUCUUGGUGACAAAUCUGGUGUCGGGGACCCGCUAUGAUCUGUGUGUGCUGGCCGCCUGGGAUGACACGGCCACCACGCUCACAGCCACCAACGUCGUGGGCUGCACCCAUUUUUUCACCCAGGAUGACUACCCUCAGUGCCAGUCUCUGUCCAGCCAGCUUCUGGGAGGCACCAUGAUCCUGGUGGUGGGGGGCAUCAUUGUGGCCACUCUGCUCGUGUUCAUCGUCAUCCUCAUGCUGCGCUACAAAGCUGCAGAUACGGAACCUAUGGCGGGAAAGCUGACCAGUGUCAGUGAAACACACUGUCAGACCAACGGGGGUCGACUCGGGCAAAAUGGACUUCUUAUGUCCCAGUCUCAGCCGCAGGCUCAGCCUGAGCCAAAGGUCAAGGCCAAAGUGACUCUGCAGGACGAGGUAGUGGAGUUCAAGUGUGGCUCCCUCCAGAGCAGUCUCACCUCUUCUUCCUCGUCUUCAGGCUCCAUGGCCGGGGGCUCUUACAGCCCCAACAGCACACUUGCCAACAUUUGGAGUUCCGCUCCCUCCAAGCCCCGGUCCAACCUGAACCACCUCCUCGGGGCCUUCACCUCACUGGAGCUACGGGGAGCGCAGGGCCGCGACCCGGGAGCUUCCAGUAGCACUGCAAUGGUGGUAGCGAAACCCCACACAGACCGAGAGCCACUGCUGGGCCGGACACUGGACUCCAGCCUCAGCCGGCUCCUCAUGCUACCUCUGGACUCCAAGCCAAAAAGGAGCCAGUCCUUCGACAUGGGAGAUGUAACAGGCGCCGGAACCGCUCAGCUGUGCAACAAAACACGCAGGAUUAGCAGCAUCUGGACUAAGAGGAGCCUGUCUGUAAAUGGCAUGCUGCUGCAGUGUGAGGAGGAGGGGGACACAGGAGGGAGCAAGGGGACAAUAGACAGUGCAGACUGGGUGAUGGAGAGUACUGUCUAGGAAAGAUGGAGGACCAUCACACUGUCAAACAAUGCCCAUAUGGACGCCAACAGCCAUGCCAAGACAGACCUGCUGGUCUAAGAGCCUUUGUCCUGCAUGAAGCACACUCAUUUUUAUCGCUUCCACUCCACUGCUCAGACUCAAGUGAGACAGGACGAGGGGUUUUCACAAUUAUAGCCAAAUUCAAACUUUAGGAAUAAUACCUUUGAGUUGUUUUGCCUCACACUUUGUACAGAGAUGGAUUAAAAUGGCUGAUCAGCCACUAAGAGCUGAAGGGAAAUGACAGAGCAGUGCUGUCUGGUACAGAAAUACGUGGGUAUGCCCACAUAUUGCUAUUAUACAGUACUGUAAAUUUAAAGUAUGUAAUGAAAUUAAAGUUUUAUAUUUUCUUUCUGGUCAAACACAAAUGACCCAUUACUGGUCUCUGCCUUGACACAAGAGCAAGGCCUGACGAGUGGCAUCAUUUCAGAUACCUACUGAUGCAGUUUAACCGUCUCUGACUGAAUGGUGCAGUAUAUAUAGGUAGAUGUGAUGCUUUGAUUCAUUAAGAUUUAAGAAAAACGAUUUAUUGACAAAGUUGUAUGUGAAUAUAUUUACUUUCUAUACAGAGUAUAUAUUUGAGGGGUCACUCAGUAAUUCUGUAUGCUCAUCAUAUAAAAUUUUAUGUGAUUGCAUAGAUUAUAAAACCCAUCAUCUCCUAAGCUAUGGAUGUACUGUAUGUAGACUCACUUAAUUGUUUAAAAUGCCAAAUUAUUGAAGAGGAAACUGGUGCAAUGGGUUGGAUGUUCCAAGACAAGUAGGCCUGUUUAGUUUGUGUACAUUAGAUGUGUUAGGUCUGUGUGUUUUAUGUUUAGUUUUUUUGUUUUUUGGUAUUCAUUUCAAAGUAAUUUUUUGAAAGAUGUUUUGUUGCAGCACCCAAUACCCAAAACCAAACAUUUUCUCCCAGUUCACUGAAACUUACUACACAUUCAGGGCGAUAUUGGAUGCUACGACAAAAUCAGGACAAUUCUGGUUUGUUACAACUUGAGUCUUAAAAUAUUGUAGAUUUCUAUCAGUAAUAAUAACACUGUACUCACCAAAGUAUUGUUGAGAUCUGGAAACGUCACUAUAACGAAGCCAAAAGGGCAAGAAACCCAGUCAGUCAGACCAUCAGACAGGUCGGAAAGAAACCAAUAAUUAAUCCAGAUUAUUUAAACCAAGGUUCCCAACCACCUAGGACUAGUACUGGGCCACAGAACCUUUGCUAUCAGGCUGCAAGGAAACAAUAGGAUUAAGCAAAAAAAGCCGAGUAACAAUGACAUAACUUUAUAGCAUCGUGGUAUUUAAUUACCUUGAACUUGGGUCAGUCUGUACUGCAGUUAUCUUCAUCACUCCCGGUCACACUACCAGCAACAAUAUAUUGAUUCUGAACAAAAACAGGUGAUCUGUAUGUGAGGUAACCAGUCUACCAACACCUUUCAGCAUUCAGCUGGACAUGAAAUCUGUGUGAGGACACCUAAGUGUUGCUGAGAGGUUUAUCCAUUGGGGGUAAGCACAGUAAAACACAGACCAAACUGGGGCAUCCUUGUGGAUUAUUGUGUAGGUGCAAACCAUAAAACCACAGUGUCAACCACAAGAUGCCCCUCUCUCUUGCCAUGUUUCCUUCAGACCCAAGUUGUAUAAAACCAGAAUUUCCCUUUAUGAACUAUAUUCAUUUUGAGGAAGUAGCUAAAGUUUAUUGUUCAGUAUCUUUAAAUUAUACAGGUCCAGUUAAUUAAUUUCUCAUUUUGUCCACCAAGGUUGUAAGUUACUUACAUCUUUCAAAAAGUCCCAGAAUUUGUUUUGAGAUCGUGCUUUCAGCCAUUUUGUACGAAUACACUUUUCAAAUGGUCAACAUCACAUUUUAGAAACUACAUUCCUCCUUGUGCUCCUCAUACACUGGUCAAUGUUCAUAGAAUUCCUCCAGAUGGUAUUAAACCAGCUGGAGGAGAUAUGGGUUUAAUAAUUAAAACUAAUGAUGAACCUAUUUAAUGAAAGUUUCUAUUGAACCACAUGAAGUUGUUUGCUUUUAUUGUCAGGUGUUGCAUGUUUCUACCAAACUGACUCAUGAGACAGUUUAGUCCAGUGUAUACACUCAUGCUGUCAUUUCUCACAUGUUGUCUGAAUGACUUUUUUUGUGAUAUUUCUGAUAUGAUUGCGUGUGUACAGUGUCUCUGUAUAUUGGAUUUUUUUUCGUACCAUACUCCAGUUGGAAUAUGUGUGGCAGUUGAACUCUUCAGUAGGAGAGGAGGUGACGAGCAGCAGCUUAACGUUGCUGUUACAGUGCAACUGUGCACAUUUCUUACUUGGAGCUGUAAAAGAUGUUUGUGUGGUUAAAUUGUUGUUUUUGCUACUAAGAUAAAAGACAUGCCAUGUGG
Messenger RNA from Siniperca chuatsi (mandarin fish), 6298 nucleotides. RefSeq names its product leucine rich repeat and fibronectin type III domain containing 2b (gene lrfn2b). Gene Ontology annotation, molecular function: protein binding. The coding region runs from base 1551 to 3902 and encodes 783 amino acids. The transcript has 7 exons. Gene Ontology annotation, cellular component: postsynaptic density membrane; cell surface. NCBI's taxonomy places the organism in Eukaryota, Metazoa, Chordata, Actinopteri, Centrarchiformes, Sinipercidae. The record is from RefSeq and is a predicted model, not a curated record.